This is a messenger RNA of Syzygium oleosum, 840 nucleotides long. Its product is annotated as putative F-box protein At3g16210. Lineage: Eukaryota; Viridiplantae; Streptophyta; Magnoliopsida; Myrtales; Myrtaceae. The record is from RefSeq and is a predicted model, not a curated record. The transcript is spliced from 2 exons. The coding region runs from base 1 to 840 and encodes 279 amino acids. Gene Ontology annotation, molecular function: protein binding.
AUGAGUACCACGGAAUGGCUCUCCGGUAUCCUUCCGUCUGAUGUUAUGGUCAAAAUCCUUGCUUGCUUACCAGCUCGGUCUCUCGUCCGGUUCCGGUGUGUCUCCAAGUUGUGGCGUUCGCUCUUCUCCGAGCCGUACUUUGUGGCAAUGCGGAUGAAAUGCAGCGGGACCACCCUCCUGGUGGUCCCAUUGCAAUGGGGAAAUCGCGAACAGUGCUCUUUAGUGUUUGAAAACGUGUCUAUCGGGAUGAAGAAUUUGAAGCUGCCAUUUGGGAAUAGAUGGUUCUCGUUAUCCAUGGUUGGUUUGUCUAGCGACGGCGCUCUAAUUUGCUUGACCGGGCUUUUGUACGCACGCCAUCGCGAGAGCAAGCAAGCUAUUAUCCUGUGGAGCCUGUUCAUGGGCGAAAUCAAGGUCCUUGGCAACGAGGGUGGCGUCCAAAGCCGUCGUUGGCCCGUCUGCACCAAAUCUCUAGUGCAGGGUUACAAUUCAGCAUGCUGCAAUCAAUAUCUUGUCCACGGUUUCAAGUACGAGCCAAAUGCCCAGGACUACAAGGUCGGGAGGAUAACUUAUUUGCACGGCGAUGCGAGAGAGGCUUAUUCUCUGAUAAGGCCAUGGCAUGCAUUUGUUAACGGUUCUGCGCAUUGGCUCGCGGCUCCUGCGGCGGCGGUGCCAAACGACUCAAUCGUGGCCUUCAAUAUGAAGGAGGAAUCAUUCGGAGAAGUCAUUGAGCUGCCCCAAUCGGCAAAUCUCUCACAAUUCUCUCUGAAUCCGAGAGGCAAAGCGACGCUCUCAGUGUCAUGCAGUUCACUGACUCUGAUUGCUUUUGGCGAGUGGAACUGA